This is a messenger RNA of Pieris napi, 591 nucleotides long. Its product is annotated as ATPase inhibitor mai-2, mitochondrial-like. The coding region runs from base 107 to 424 and encodes 105 amino acids. The record is from RefSeq and is a predicted model, not a curated record. Gene Ontology annotation, biological process: negative regulation of ATP-dependent activity. Gene Ontology annotation, molecular function: ATPase inhibitor activity. NCBI's taxonomy places the organism in Eukaryota, Metazoa, Arthropoda, Insecta, Lepidoptera, Pieridae. The transcript has 3 exons. Gene Ontology annotation, cellular component: mitochondrion.
GACAUCUGACAUUUAAAUCUUUGAUGUCAUUUUACAACUUUCUGAGUCGGCGUUUUGUAAUCUUUCUAUAAUUUUUGAGAUAUCAAGGUUUAUUUUAAAGUCAAUUAUGAAUUCAUUAAUACGCAAAGAAGUGCUCUCUCUACGUGCACUUGCGAGUAUAAGAAUGUAUUCUGGUGAACCUGGAUCAGGUGCUGGAAAAGGUGGUGGUGGUGGUGGAUCCAUCCGUGAAGCUGGUGGUUCCUUUGGCAAGAUGGAAGCCGCCAGAGAAGAUCAAUACUUUUAUAACAAGCAAAAAGAACAACUGUUAAACCUGAAAGGCCACAUGGAAAAGGAGAUUGCUUUUCAUCAAGAGCAAAUCAAACGCCAUGAAGAUGCAAUCCGACGCCAUAAGCAAACUCUAUCAAGUGUUGGCGGACAGGAGUGAAUUUCAUUUAAAUGUCAUACGCAGAACAGGGCUUGUUCUGCGAAUAAGUAAAGUUUUAAGUGCUUAAAAGGUAUAAUAACUAGAAAGAAAUUUCUGUUACUAUACUGGUUUUUGGCUUUUAUUUUAAUUAGUUUGUUGAAGGAAAGAAAUAUAUAUCUUAAUGUAGA